AUAUUAAAGAACAAACAGGCUGAGAUGAAACCAUUUUACAUCUAAAACAAACCUGCAGGUUUAUUUCACCCACUGAAGAAACCAAGAGCUGAGAACUGGUCAACUGAUCAAAGACUCUUCAGGAAAUCAGAUAUCACCGCUGUGAAGAACUCAGAGGACAGAAAUGCUGCCGCUGCUGCUGCUGCUGCUGGUUCUGUCCUCAGCCAGUCCUCUGGACCCGGACAGGAACCGGCUGCCGGAUGGAAAGGUCUCCUCUGUGAAUCCAGAUCCUGAGGAUGAUGUUGCUAAAAUCAGACCUAUCGUGUCCGUCUCAAUAAUCCGACGUGUUCUGCCUCCGACUCCGUUCAGACAGGAAAUCCCAGUUAACUCGACGCUCCCAGAGUUCAGUAAUACAGGAAAACUGCACUGGGUGAGAUGGAACGGUUCCCCUCCUAACGGCGCCGUUUCCGUUUACAUCAAGUACGUUGAUCGCAUCGACUACAUCUGCAAAGUCGGAUGUCAUUCUGGUCUUUACAACCCCGGACUAGGCCCCUACUGCCACUACCCCAAUAAAAAGGAAGAGCAUCGUUCCACCUCUUUUCAAAUCCUUGUGAAUGAAGAUAAUUUUGAGAUCCUGGAGUGGAAGGAAGGUUCUUAUGGUUCUGUUCCACAGAAUGCAGUCAGAACCUGCUCCAGUGAGCAAAUGUAUGUAGGGAAGAACAAGUACGGAUUGGGGAAGGUUGAUCCGAAAGAUAAAUGUUUCUAUCUCCCCUGGAAGGGAAGUGAGUAUUGGUACCAGAAGAGCUAUGAGGUUCUGACCCACAUAAAGGCUGAAGAAGAUUUAAUCUCUGAUGUUAAAUAUCACGUCCAAACUGCUCAAAUUUUCAAAGAUCCUCCAAAAACCUUGAAAACCUCUACUGCUAGAAACCUUUCCCUAAUGAAUGUGACGAAGACGGUUUCUCUGACGAAGACCACCACCGAUGAGAGACGGUGGGACUCCAGUCAUUCCUUCACAGUCGGUAUAAGAACUUCCAUCAAAACAGGAAUCCCCUUUGUGGCAGAAGGACAGAUUGAAGUCAAUGCAGAGACGACUCAUAGUUUCUCAGGUGGAAAUUCCUGGACAGAGCAAAUCUCCCACUCUGUCACUUUAGAGCUCACCGUUCCAUCAAACCACAGCUGCACGGUAAAGAUGGUUGGUUAUCAGUACAACAUGGACAUUCCCUUCACCGCACGCCUCCAGCGAACCUAUGAAGACGGAGAGACCAAAUCAUUUACCAUCUCUGGAAAUUAUCACGGAGUCCAAGUUGGAGAUAUUGAGGCUGAGGUGGAAAAAUGUAAACCUCUGUCCAACUCCAAACGCUUUAUCCUACAACAAAAUGAUGUAGGAUAUCUGGAGAGCAAAAACCUCCUGAAGUGAAGUUAGCAUGACUUUACCAGGCUUUUGAUUUAGAGCUUCAGCUUCAUUUAUGCUUUUUUAUUCACUCUUUGAAAAUGUAACCAUGCUAUUAGUCAAAGGAGUGACUUUUUAUAUAAUCCUGAUAAAAACCCAAAACAUUUUUAUUAACUAUCAUCUGAUUUAAAGUUGAUCUAGAAACAGACAUUGUACCCUGUGAGUUAUUCUAUGCAAUUUAUUUAGCAUUAAUAAAGCUUGUAAGCAAUGAAAAUGAAU
Gambusia affinis (western mosquitofish) is the source of this 1648-nucleotide messenger RNA. RefSeq names its product natterin-3-like. Bases 164 to 1396 code for a protein of 410 amino acids. The record is from RefSeq and is a predicted model, not a curated record. The transcript is spliced from 4 exons. NCBI's taxonomy places the organism in Eukaryota, Metazoa, Chordata, Actinopteri, Cyprinodontiformes, Poeciliidae.